UGCGUCUUUUCAAGGGAAAUCAACUCUAACACCAUAAUGGCUACCAAAACCGAACGAAGGAGGAAUUCACUGCGAAAGCAGGAUACCAGUAUCCCUCAGAAAAGAAAGAAUUCGUCAAGCAUACCCACAACAAAUAAGUCCAAAAAGAUCAAACAUGAUGACAUAAAAACGAAAGAAUCCAACUUAGCGGACAUAAUAACCAAAUUCAAUCUAGCUAGGAAUGAGCUCUUUCAGCUUAAGGAAUACAAGUCAUUGGUAUCGUGGGAUCCGGCAGACUUUUCUACCGCCAUCCUUGGAAAUCAGAUUCCUGAAUUGUAUGAAACAUUCCUCAAGGAUCCAAAAUAUCAACUCAAAUGGGAUGAGGGUAUUGAAAACAAAGAUCUCAGCAAUUUGCCUUUGCGGUUGCAGAAGAAAGUACUUGCGGAAAAUGAGAAGGAGCUUCUUGACAAAUAUCCAUUCAAAGAUGAAGUGAUACAGUUGAGCAUCGACAAAGAGAAAGAAUUAAUCAGUUAUAUUAAAGCAGCAACAAUACUGCCAAAGGUAGAGGUUAAAAAGUCGCGACCAGUCAAACCAGUGGUCAAUUCAGCAGGAAAAGCCAAAAAGAAGGAGCAUAUAAAGCAAGAAUCUGAUCAGGAAGAGGAGAGCGAAGAUGCAGAAGAGGAAAUAGAUGAAGAUGAAGAGGAUGACAUGAAUGAACAAGAUGAAAAUGCCACCAAAUAUAAAUUCAAAUCAAUCAAGAUUUCUUUACCUUCUCCAAAAGUUACACAUCCAUCACAUAUCCCCUUGUGGAAGCCAGAACCUGCCCCCUCCGAAAGCGCAUUAGUGGGAACAAACAAGAGCAUAGUGGAGUUUGAUCCAAAACCCGUAACAUUAAUCAGAACAUCCAAGAAAUGGGAUAUUGAUCCUUCGCUCCAAAAUAGAUUAUCCAACUACUUGAACAACAAUUUAAAAUCAGCAAUACUAGAUGAAGGCUCAGAAUUCGUUACCCCUGAAGAAUAUGAGAAAAUUUUAGCACAGCAAGAAGAACUUCUUCGUAAGCUUUUUCGCAAGACACAAGUUGACAACACUUUACAAUUGCAUGGGGACAAGAUAGAAUUGAGAAAAGCAGUUUUACCCCAAACAAACAUAAAAAGUACCAUAGAUCCCUUUAGAUCUACAGGAACGGUACUUCCUAAAAUACAAGGAGCACCAAAUAAUGUGACCUAUCAAGAUCAUUUCCUUAGUCAAGGUAUGGCUUUUUCCAAAAUUCAUCAACAAAUGAGAAAACAGCAUCAGUUGCGUACCAGAAGAGUAGCACAAAUGAUAGAGCAACACUUCAAGAAAAAGAAGGGUGAAAAAGAUAGGUUGGCAAAAGAGCGAGAGCUCAAUUUGAAAAAGAUAAGUCGUAUAGCUGUUCAGGCAGUCAAGAAAAGAUGGACACAAGCAUCUAAAGUCUACAGCUUUAUUCAACAACAAAAGGAAGAAGAACUCAAGCAGAUAAAGGGAAGAGAGCAUUUGAGUCAAAUGUUGGAGCAUUCUACACAGUUGUUGGAAGCACAACUCAACAAGCCAAUCCAAGAACGAAACAAGACAGAAGAAGAAUCGGAUGAAGAAAACUCAGAUUCUGAGGAUUCAUUGAGCUCUAGUGAUGAAUCUGAUGAUAAUGAUGAAGCUGGUGUGAACCGUUCUCAAGAAGAUAAUGACAUGAACCUUUCCAUCGAAGAAUUGAAAAGGAAGUAUGCCAAUCUUGAGGACUCGGUUGAUCCAUCUUCUAAAACUGCAACACCUGAAGAUUCUGAUGAUGAAUCUGCAUCCGAUUCUGGCGAUGAAUCUGAAUCCUCUAUUGAUGUUAAUCAAGGAUUAUCUGCGUUGUACGGAAAAUCUGCAUCAAAUGGAAGCACUGUGGAUAUAAACUCAGAUUACACUGAGGAACAAAGGGCAUUGAUAGAGAAAUUGAAUGCUGAUGGUGACAACUCAGCUCUUGAAUCCGAUACAAGUAUUAGUAUGAGCGAUGAUGAUGAUGAUGAUGACGAAGUCAGUGAAGAGGAACACCUCGACGAAGAAUCUGUAAAAGAGAAUGGAAAGAAUUCUGAAUUGGCAACCCUUUUCUCAUCAAACCAGGAUCAAAUUUCGGAUAAUGAAGAAUUUAGUGAACCCGCUUCAUCGGAAGAUGAGGAUAUGACGUCCGAUGAGGACAAGAGCGAACCCGAUACGCCAGAAAAGGAAGGUCCUGAAGCUGAAAAUGAUAUCACAGUCAAUGGUGACGAUUCUACCAUGAACGGAGAUGGAAAAUCGGCAUUAGUGAAGACUGACUCCACAUCGGAGAAAGAGUCUACUGAAAAGGAAGAAAUCAUCAAUGGUGCAAAAGUGAAGGAUGUGCCCAUCCCUUCUCUUCUUAGAGGAACUUUGAGGCCAUAUCAGAAACAAGGUUUGAACUGGCUAGCAAGUCUUUACAAUAACAACACUAAUGGGAUUCUUGCAGAUGAAAUGGGUCUAGGCAAAACUAUUCAGACAAUCUCGUUGUUAUCGUAUUUGGCAUGUGAGCAUCAUAUAUGGGGUCCUCACUUAAUUAUCGUUCCUACAUCCGUGAUGCUUAAUUGGGAAAUGGAGUUUAAAAAGUUUGCUCCUGGGUUCAAAGUUUUGACUUACUAUGGUUCUCCUCAACAGAGGGCUCAGAAGAGAAAAGGAUGGAAUAUACCCAAUGCAUUUCAUGUGUGCAUCACAUCCUAUCAGCUCGUUGUUCACGAUCAUCAGUCAUUUAAAAGGAGAAGAUGGAAGUACAUGAUUUUGGAUGAAGCUCACAACAUCAAGAAUUUUAGGUCCACAAGGUGGAGAGCAUUACUUAAUUUCAAUACUGAAAAUAGACUUCUCUUGACCGGUACCCCAUUACAGAAUAAUCUCAUAGAAUUGUGGUCUUUGUUAUAUUUCUUAAUGCCGUCUUCUAAGGUGGAUCAAGCAAUGCCUGAUGGGUUUGCGAACUUGGAUGAUUUUCAACAAUGGUUCGGUAAGCCUGUGGAUAGAAUCUUGGAGCAAAGCUCAAUUCAAGGUGGUUCCGACGUGAUAGAUGAAAAUGAGAAGACCACGAGCAGGUUGGAUGAAGAAACGAAGAACACAGUUGCAAGAUUACAUCAAGUUUUGAGGCCAUAUUUGUUGAGACGUUUAAAAAAGGAUGUCGAAAAGCAAAUGCCAGGAAAGUAUGAGCACAUCGUAUAUUGUCGUUUGUCAAAAAGACAAAGAUUCUUGUAUGAUGAAUUCAUGUCGAGGGCCAAAACCAAAGAAACGCUUGCUUCAGGAAAUUUUCUUUCGAUUAUCAACUGUUUGAUGCAACUUAGAAAAGUCUGCAAUCACCCAGAUUUAUUCGAAGUGAGACCAAUUGUGACGUCUUUGUCGAUGCCCAAAUCAGCCCCUCAUACUUUCCAAUUGACUAAUAAUGUGAUUCGCAAGUACUUAACUGAUGACACCUUCAAGAAUGAAGUCAAUUUAAAUGUCUUGAAUUUGGAUAUCACCAACACAAGUGAUUUAAAUGAGUUCGUUUGUCAAUCUACAGAAAAAUUGCAAUCAGCAUUAGAGUUACAAAGUCAAAUUGGUGAACUUGACAAACAUAUUCAAAAUGCUAAGAAGAAAUAUGGUAAUCCAGAUUUAGCAAAUUAUUUGGAAUACUACCAGUACAUCAAAUCAAAUAUCCAAGUCGAAGCAAAGGAGAGGCUUGAACAUGUAUUAUAUUUAAAUUCUUUAAGAUGUGGUAGACGGCCUAUCUAUGGAGAUUCUUUGAUUAGGUUUAUCCAAAAGGAUAAGCCUCGACCCACUACCGAUAUUUUUGAGGACUUCCGAAUGUCAAUCCCAAGAAGAGUUGAUCAAAUGAGUGAUGUUUUAGAGAAGUAUUCUGUUCUCACACCAGCUGUCGUUGCCUUGGAUAUGAAGGAUCUUCUAAUCCCGAUAGAAACACAGUAUAAAGUCAUGGAGGAAGUCAAACAGAACAGAAUUCAAAAUCCUUUCAGCAAGACCCAAGUCAAGCUUUCGAUCGCGUUCCCCGAUAAGUCCUUAUUGCAAUAUGAUUGUGGUAAGUUGCAGCAGUUGGCUGUAUUGUUGCAAGACUUGGUAUCUAAGGGACACAGAGCCUUGAUUUUCACUCAAAUGACCAAAGUAUUAGACAUUUUGGAACAAUUCUUGAACAUUCAUGGCUACAGGUACCUGAGAUUGGAUGGUGCAACUAAGAUUGAGGACCGUCAACUCUUGACAGAAAGAUUCAACAGAGAUCCUAAGAUUCCGGUAUUCAUCCUAUCCACCAGAUCUGGUGGUUUGGGUAUUAACUUGACAGGUGCAGAUACUGUUAUCUUCUAUGACUCUGAUUGGAACCCAGCCAUGGACAAGCAGUGUCAGGAUCGUUGUCAUAGAAUCGGUCAAAUCAGAGAUGUCCACAUCUACCGUUUUGUUUCCGAGUACACCAUUGAGUCCAACAUUUUGAAGAAAGCCAACCAGAAAAGACAAUUGGACAACGUGGUGAUUCAAGAAGGUGAGUUUACCACAGACUACUUCGGUAAGUUUUCCGUGAGAGAUCUUGUGGAUGAUACUGGUAUCGCCGACCAAGUCUCUGAUAAGCCACUUGAGAUGGGAGGAGAUGGAAAUGUGAAUAAUAUUCUUGCCCAGGCUGAAGACGAAGACGACAGAGUAGCUGCCAAUGCGGCCAUGAACGAAGUGGCGGUAGAUGACGAGGAUUUCAACGAAGAAAGUAAGUCUGCUACCAACGGUGGAACCCCAGCACAGACGCCUGGUCCAACACCGGUACCUGAGGCUAAUGGCAUGGCUGUUAACGGGGAGAAAUCAGGAGAAAUCGUUGAUCUCGACUUCGAAGAAGGUAUUGGUCAUGUGGACGAGUACAUGUUGAGAUUCAUCUCGGAAGGUAACUACUGGGACUAGAAAACAGUGUAUAAUAAUUGUAUAUAUUAGACAAUCUACUAAUUGCAUCCACCCACUAUCCACUAUAGGCAG
Suhomyces tanzawaensis NRRL Y-17324 is the source of this 4968-nucleotide messenger RNA. It is a transcript of the gene SWR1, whose product is annotated as chromatin-remodeling protein. The record is from RefSeq and is a predicted model, not a curated record. Gene Ontology annotation, molecular function: ATP hydrolysis activity; ATP-dependent chromatin remodeler activity; histone binding. Lineage: Eukaryota; Fungi; Ascomycota; Pichiomycetes; Serinales; Debaryomycetaceae. The transcript has a single exon. Gene Ontology annotation, cellular component: Swr1 complex. The coding region runs from base 37 to 4896 and encodes 1619 amino acids.